This is a messenger RNA of Gossypium raimondii (Peruvian cotton), 2081 nucleotides long. RefSeq lists its product as uncharacterized. The transcript has 8 exons. Gene Ontology annotation, molecular function: pyrophosphatase activity. The record is from RefSeq and is a predicted model, not a curated record. The coding region runs from base 1 to 1785 and encodes 594 amino acids. NCBI's taxonomy places the organism in Eukaryota, Viridiplantae, Streptophyta, Magnoliopsida, Malvales, Malvaceae.
AUGAUGAGGACCCAAGGCUCAUUCCUUCUCUUUUCGGCAACAUUGCUCAUUGGGUUGUUUAAACAGAAUCAUAAUAAGAAGGGCAAAAAAAAAAAAAAAAAGGAAAAGUCCAUGGCCAACACUCUCUUCGCUGCCAUUGACAUGGGCACCAAUGCCUUCAAGCUUCUCAUAGUUCAAGCUCAUCUCCCAGGCAAAUUUAUCCCUCUUUUAACCGUCAGAGAGCAUGUCGUUUUAGGCCGCGAUUCGCCUUCUUCCACCAUCUCCACCCAUUCCCAAAACCUCUCUAUCAAAUCCCUUCAGAAUUUCAAUAAGCUUAUUCAAACCCAUAAUGUUCCCCUACUCCACACUCGCUGCGUCGCCACAUCUGCUGUCCGCGAAGCCCAAAACAAGGCCGAAUUCAUUCACUCAAUCUCUGAAACCACCGGGUUCAAAGUUGAUGUUUUAUCAGGCGAAGAGGAAGCCCGAUUCUCUUAUCUGGGCGCUCUCCAAUUUUUUCCGGUUUUUGAGAAUUUGGUUUUGAACAUCGAUAUCGGAGGUGGGUCAACUGAGUUUGCUAUUGGGUUGCGUGGAAAGGUCGAAUUUUGUUUGUCUUUAAAGCUUGGCCACGUUACUUUGACUCAACAGAAUUUCGGGGAUGAAGAAGCUGAAAGAGCUUCGAAUAUGAGGGAGUAUAUUAGGAAUGUCAUUAAGGAAUCUGGGUUAAUUGACAAGGUUAAAAACAUUGGGUUUGAAAUAGCUUUGGGGUCAUCAGGGACGAUAAGAGCCAUUGAGAAAGCAGUUUUCAAAGGGUAUGCAUUAGAUUUUGCUGAUACCGAAGCUUUGCUUAGUGAAUGUAAAAGGGAUUGGAAGUUUAGUAUAGAGGAAUUAAAGAGUGUUGUUGAGAGGUUAUGUAAGGGAGGAGAAGGACAAAACGUAAGGAGAGAUGGGUUUUUUAAGAGAAGAUCAGAGUCCAUUGUUGCUGGUGGGAUUUUGUUGGAUGAGAUAUUUGAUCUGCUUGGGAUUAAAGAAAUGUUGGUUUCUGGUUAUGGAUUGAGAGAAGGUUUGAUAGCUGAUAGUUUAGCUAAGGUCUUUGAUGAUGGUUAUGAUUUGAAUGCCAACGCUCGGUUUCGGUCCAUUUUACGGCUUGCUACAAGGUUUAAUAGCAAAAGGAUAACCACUUCUGCUGCUGAAAUUGCUAGCAUUGCAAGGGAGAUUUUUGAAGGCUUAAGAAAAUACAAGGAGCUUGAUAACGAUGGAAUUAACCUUACUGUUGAUUUAGAUGAAAAAGAUCUGGAAAAUCUUGAGGCUGCAUGUUUACUUCACAAUAUAGGGCUCUCCACUGGUAAAAAGGGUUACCAUAAGAAGUCAUAUCACAUUAUCAUGAAUGGAAAUCAUCUUCGUGGUUAUAGUGCUGAGGAGGUCAAGUUAAUAGCUCUUCUUACAAGACACCAUAGGAAGAAAUUACCCAAGUUGGAUGAUGCUUCUUUUAAUGAGUUAGAAGAGGCAAAGCAGAAAUUCAAAGUUCUUUGUGCAAUUAUACGUUUAUCUGUUGUGUUACAUCGGAAUGGAUACAUAAACUACAGAGAAAUGGAUUUCUCACAUUCUCAUGAAGGUUUCAAGCUGGUUAUUGGGGAAGAAAGGGGUCUGAAUCAUCAGCCAGUUGUCGAGCAAUGUGUGACUGAUAAAUUUGCAGUAGAACUAACACAUGAAUUAGAUUAUUUUAAAAAGGUGUUGAAGCAAGAAUUGUCUGUUGAACUUAAAGCACCGCCAUUCUGUUCAAACGAAUCAUCAAAAGGAAGUUACUAAUUAAAGAGCUGCUGUUUGUUCAUGAUUGAGACCGAGUCCUAAAGCAGUUCAAAUCGGACUCUCUGAAAUGAAGAAUACACUUGCUAUGUUCUGAGGGGUAAUCCAAAUAUCUAUAAAUCUAUGAAGCAUGGAUACGGACACACAGCAAUUUUUAAAAACUGAGGACACGGAUACGGCAGGAUACAGCAAUAAAAGAUAUUAAAAAUAUUUUUAUAUAUAUUUUAUGUGAAAAUACUUUAUGUAAAUGAAAAUAUUGAUAUUUUUCAUUAAUAUAUAAUCAAUUUUUUUCUAUUAAA